AUGUCUCGACAAGAAUUAAUAGGUCCCCAAGGACUUCGGCAAGAUGGUCGCCGGGCUAAUGAACUAAGGAAAAUAAAGUGUAAACCUUCAGUAUUAAGUCAAGCAGACGGAUCAUCCUACAUCGAACAAGGAAAUACAAAAUGCCUAGCAGCUGUUUACGGGCCGAGAGAGGCCAGGCAAAAGGGUCAGGUGAUACAUAACAAAGCAAGCAUUAAUGUAGAACUCAGCUUAGCACCCUUUAGUAUGUCGGAAAGAAAAAAGAGAACGAAAUAUGACAAACGAUUAUUAGAGAUUGCAUCCGCAGUUAAACAAACUUUCGAGCCAGUUAUAAUGACCAGCUUAUUUGCCAGAUCCCAAAUUGAUAUUUAUCUGCAAAUAUUGCAAUUCGACGGAGGCAUCAUCCAAAUAUGCAUCAACGCCGCUACCUUGGCUUUGAUUGACGCAGGAAUACCUAUGCUGGAGUACGUUUGUGCAUGUUCUGCUGGGAUCAUAGAGAACACGAUUUUACUUGAUCUAAAUAACACCGAGGAGUCAUUUGACACCCCAGAAUUAACUGUUGCUUUGUUACCAAAAUCCGAAAAGGUUACCUUACUCCAGUUAGAUUCACGUCUCCAAGUUAAUGAAUUCGAAAAUGUCAUGAGGACAGCUGCUAAGGGGUGUAAAGAGAUUUAUGAAGUCUUGGAAGAUGCUACUCGUGAUCACAUCAAGGAUUUACUCAAUAGAUCUAACCCGAUUAAUUGA
Molecule: messenger RNA, 741 nt
Organism: Acaulospora morrowiae
Lineage: Eukaryota; Fungi; Glomeromycota; Glomeromycetes; Diversisporales; Acaulosporaceae
Source: the annotation of a GenBank genome assembly